AUGGAGCCUCUCCUCGCCCUACUCUUCCUUCACACAGCAACCACCUCCGCCUGGACCUUCACCUGGCGAAACGCCUCCUCAUCCAGCUUCCUCAAGAACAGCCACGACCCGAUCCCAUGCACGAACAUCGACCAAGCAAAGGGUCAGCAGUUCGACUUCCACCCCGAAAAUGACAAUUUCAACUUCUAUAUCUGGGCCACGGAGAACUGCACCGGCGACUACGCCGGGUACACGACACCCGACGUGUGGCGAAAGAAGGCGAGCAAGGAUAUGCAUUCGUAUCUAGUUGAUUAUGGCGACGAGUCGGGGCCCAAGUCGACGGCCUUAGCGACGGCCUCUACAGCAACAACGGGUACUUCUACUUCGUCUACUUCUACAGCGUCUUCGACAGCGUCUUCGACAGGGUCAGCGACGUCCUUAACAGGUACAGGGACAGCCGCAGCUUCGACCUCAGCGUCGUCCGAUGCAAACAACGGACCAGCAAUCUCGGGCGGUGCCAUCGCAGGUAUCGUGAUAGCUGUGGUAGCGGGUCUGAGCAUCUUAGGCGCUGGAUUCUUUUAUCUCGGACGGCGAGCUCGACGCGGAAACACGAAUCUCCCUGGUAGUAGCCUGUCACAGCCGCCACCACCAUCAUCGUCACAACCGCAGAACAUGUACCCAUCUCCCAGCUCGAUACCACCCAGCUCAUCACAUGGCCGUUCCGGCGGCGCAGAAAUCAGCUUCGGAGCUGAAGCACAAUACCCGCAAGCUCACGGACCGACAAAGCAGAUGGAUUUAUCAGGGACGCAGAAAGCGUGGGUCGAGCUCCCUGGGGAGGAUAUGGCGGCGGAGUUGAGUGUUAGUCGGCAGGUAAAUGAGUUGGACGGACAUUCGAAGAUGAUGUAUCAGUGA
This is a messenger RNA of Aspergillus affinis, 891 nucleotides long. Its product is annotated as EGFR-like transmembrane domain-containing protein. Lineage: Eukaryota; Fungi; Ascomycota; Eurotiomycetes; Eurotiales; Aspergillaceae. The coding region runs from base 1 to 891 and encodes 296 amino acids. The transcript has a single exon. The record is from RefSeq and is a predicted model, not a curated record.